AUGGUUUUAUCUGACGUAGAUUUAAACGUCACUAGUCACAGUUUUAGAAAGUCUCUUAGUGACUACAAGAAAGGAGAGUAUCCACUUCAAGAUAAAAAAAGUCGUAUAUUUAACGCUAACCAACUCGGAUCUAAUAGGCUAUUUACCUAUCUGUCUAUUUAUCAAAUCAACACUAGUCUGAUGGGGCAUGAUUCCUAUAGCACGGUUCCUUUAGAGCUAAAACUAUUGCUCACUACUAUUAAUUGCGCGAAGCUGUUCCCAAAUACAACUGAUGCAAGAUAUUCGGAUAAGGCAAGACAAAUCAUACAACAGUUAACAACUCGCUCAGAUGCUCAUGAUGUUUUUGUGCUUGCAGUUCAAGAAUUUAGUUCUCUUUGGCAGGCAGCUUGUCCUGGUUUAGUGCGUACUUAUCUCGACAACCUUGCCCCAAUUGUUUUACAUUGUUUAAACAAGGAUAAAGAAUCAGCUUUGGAGCAUAAGGUUUCCAGUGAUAGUGUAGAUGGUCCAGAUGCCGAACCGCUACUUUGUAUGUCUAGUGUUUCUCCUUCUGCUGGUAGCGGUGGUUUAGCUCAAGUCCCCAUAAAUGGUAAGCAAUUAUUCCGCCACGUAACUUCAAGUGCCAUUGGGGCAAUUGGUAUAAUGAUAUUUGCAAGGAACGAUAUAUCGGUUCAAGAUUUGCAGUUUUGCAGUGUACGCUGUGGUCUUUUCAAUUCCAGCCUAAAGGGUGCUACUGCUGUGCAGAUUCUGCUCUCUAAGUUCGAACAUACGCACAAGUUUACCUUUAUUUCUGCGCAUUUCACAGCAAGUGAUGGUCAUAAGAAACUUCUGCGGCGUAUUAAUGAUGGAAACACGAUAAUGAAAGCUCUUAAGGCACAGUUUGGUGGUAUUUUUGACGGUUAUGUCUUUCUUCUGGGAGAUCUCAAUUUCCGGCUCCACUACAGCCAAGAAUCCAACACAAAGUACAAUGAUAGAGAGGUUACUAAACAUCUCUUGGAGGAGCAAGACGAACUAAAUUCCAUUAGGGCAACUGGAAUCCUCUUCCAUGACUUCAAGGAGCCUGUGAUCACAUUCCCGCCCACCUACAAGUAUCAUCUCGGUUCUGGCGACAAAUAUGUCUACAACCUUACCAGACAACCUUCAUGGUGCGAUAGGAUACUUUACAAAAGUGCAAAUAAUAAUAUAACGGUCCAUGAAUAUAGGUCGAUUGACAGAACUCCCCAUUUGGAAUUCACUGACCACCAAGCCGUUACGAUGAGCGUCAGUACACCAUUACUAUAUCAAGCAUCACCUUUUUCUUUACAAAAAAACAAUAUUACAGAAAGACUUCAUAUCGGACAUAUUGCGGACAGGUUCAUAUAUGUUACAUGGUAUAUUCAUGAAAUAUACGGGGUGCUUGGAGAUAUUUUGACUAUUUUGUUACUAGUAGUCGUGGUAACUGGAAUUAUAUGGUGCGUACAUAAUGAUUGGUGA
Eremothecium sinecaudum is the source of this 1470-nucleotide messenger RNA. It is a transcript of the gene INP54, whose product is annotated as phosphoinositide 5-phosphatase INP54. NCBI's taxonomy places the organism in Eukaryota, Fungi, Ascomycota, Saccharomycetes, Saccharomycetales, Saccharomycetaceae. The transcript has a single exon. The record is from RefSeq and is a predicted model, not a curated record. Gene Ontology annotation, biological process: phosphatidylinositol dephosphorylation. Gene Ontology annotation, molecular function: phosphatidylinositol-4,5-bisphosphate 5-phosphatase activity. The coding region runs from base 1 to 1470 and encodes 489 amino acids.